Molecule: messenger RNA, 2069 nt
Organism: Gekko japonicus
Lineage: Eukaryota; Metazoa; Chordata; Lepidosauria; Squamata; Gekkonidae
Gene: NTPCR
Product: nucleoside-triphosphatase, cancer-related
Exons: 6
Coding region: 547-1119 (190 amino acids)
Molecular function (GO): ATP hydrolysis activity
Source: RefSeq, a predicted model, not a curated record
GGAGCUUUCAGCACCCCGCCUGAUGAAGCAGACACUGCAAAAUAUGCUGCAGGAAUGAGGGGAAUCUGGAAGUUGGUGAUCAGAAAGACACUGCCUGAGACCCAGAAGAGCCGGUGCUACUUAGAAUUGAGAGUUCUGACGGUACACCGAAUGAGCCUUGGCUCCCUUUGGCCUCACCUCUGGGCAAAAAAAGCUCUGCGGGUUUUUGAAACCACACCAAAAUUUGCAAAACUCGUUUACCAGAGCUGAGAACUCAGUCUCUUACCGCCUGCAAACUGAAGACCACACUGCCUGCCUUCAGAAAGAGAAAACCCGGAAAACUGCGCCGUCCUCAGUGGGGCUGUCAGGAGGGGAGCUGCAGGAGCUUGGCUGUGGCAGAGGCUGCAAGGCAGCGCCGGCUUUUUUCCGAGCACCGCGCAUUCUCGCUUCCUCUUGCAAGUCGGCGGGAGGACUCCAAGAAAAGGGGAAAGAGCUCCCUCUAGGCCGGCUGCAAAAGAAGCGCGGCCCCUUCUCUCCCCCACAGACGCGCCCAUUCAGGCUCCCAGCAUGGCCAAGCACGUUUUCCUCACGGGACCACCAGGAAUUGGAAAAACCACAUUGAUCCAGAAAACCCUUGAAGUUUUAAAAUCAUCAGUUGUCCCUAUUGAUGGAUUUUACACAGAAGAAGUGAGAGAAGGUGGCCGGAGAAUAGGAUUUGAUGUUGUCACUCUAAGUGGAAGAAGAGGAGUUUUGUCUAGGAUUGGAUCUAGCCCUUCAGUGGCAAGGCAUGAAUACCGUGUUGGCCAAUAUGUAGUAGACCUAGCUUCAUUUGAACAAUUGGUUCUUCCUUUGUUGAGACAGGCUGAUCUUGACAGCAGUGGAGUGAAAAAAGUCUGUGUAAUUGAUGAGAUUGGUAAAAUGGAGCUCUUCAGCCAGUCCUUUAUUCAAGCCGUCCAUCAAAUUCUGAGUGGCUCAGGAACUGUGAUUCUUGGAACGAUUCCAGUGCCUAAAGGAAAGCCUCUGGGGCUUGUUGAAGAGAUCAGAAAUAGCAAGGAGGUGAAGGUCUUCAGUAUUACAAGGGAGAACAGAGACAGCGUGUUGCAAGAUGUUGUGACAGCUGUGAAGAAUUGCCUAAAAUGAGAUGUUCAUUGAAAUCAUACCAUGGACUUUUGACAGCUCAACACACCUCCUCUUGAUGUUUAUGGGACUUUGUUGACUUUGACUAUGCAGAUAUGAGCAAUGCUAUUUUACAUCUACCUGCCAUUGCUUUCUGGUUAAUAUUUAUUAAGUUAACAGAUACAAAUAAGAAAAUUCACAAAUACAGGACAAUAUUGGGCUCUGAAAUCAGUAUCUUAGAUUAUUCUCUGAAUUACACUUAGUGAAAGAGUGGGCUUCCAUUUAAUCACAGCAGAGUUUGGCUCAGACCUUUCCCCCCAUGUAGCAGGUAACGUUUCUCAAACAUUUCAUAUUGGGUUGGAUCUUACUGCUUUCCUAAGCUAAAUGCAGAGUCUUCCCCCAGCAGAAAAGCUUUUCUUCCACAGGAAUGCUCUGCAUUUACCUGAGUGAUAGGAUCCAUUCCAUUGUCUCUUCUCUCUGAUACAUCACAAACACAAGCACAGUUCAAAUGUGUGGUGGGUGUGUGCCUAGAUUGUUCAUGGAAUGCUCUUCACUGCAAAUCUUGGUAAUUAAUGGUAAACAGACAAAUCAGUUUCAUUUAGCUGUUGAGGCAAGUACAGUGCAAAGGAUAGAAGCCACAGAAGCAAGAGGCUCUGUGCAUUUUUUCUGGUGUCCUUUUUAGGUCGAUGUUUCAAAGAAAUUGGCCUAACUUUAUUUUGCUUGUGUGGGAUCAUGACAAUUCAGGUUUUCCCGUGGUCCUUUUUGACUCUGUUUGCCUUUUAUUUCUGUAGGCAUUUCCUACUUUUCCAUUGAUCUGUAUUGGAUGACACUUCCUAUAGAGUAAUUGAUCUUUUCCUGUGACUUGGUUCUAUGUUUUACGGUGCAAGUAGAACAAUCUGUGUACACUAUUGCUUGACAGUAUUUGUUUUCUUUUGCAAUCCUUUGUCCCAUUUCCAGUUAAUAAAGAAACUGUA